CAUUAAUUUCAGACACUGAUCUUUUGAAUUUGCUAAUGGAAAGGAUUUAAAUGUAUAUUUAAUCUAAUGUUUUCAACAAAUGUAUAUAUGAAUAUAAAUUACAGUUUUUUUUUGUCGUCAGAUCUCCAACAAUGGCUGGUGGAUUGUUUGCAGCAGACCGUAAAUAUUUUUUUGAAAUUGGUGCUUAUGAUGACGGUAUGGAUGUGUGGGGCGGUGAAAAUCUUGAAAUCUCAUUCAGGGUAUGGAUGUGUGGUGGGAAGCUAGAGUUUAUACCAUGUUCUAGAGUGGGUCAUAUAUUCCGCUCCAGUCAUCCUUAUACAUUCCCAGGUAAUAAAGACACACAUGGUAUAAACUCCAUGCGCUUAGCUGAAGUUUGGAUGGAUGAAUAUAAGAGAUUGUUUUAUACACACAGGAGAGACUUAUUAGAUAAAGAUCCAGGAGAUCUUACUGAGAGGAAGGCAUUGAGGGAGAGACUAAAAUGUCAUAGUUUUAAAUGGUAUCUAGAUAAUGUAUACCCAGAGAAGUUUAUACCAGAUGAAAAUAUUCAUGCCUGGGGAAUGGUUCGGAAUCCAGGAAGUAACCUGUGUUUGGACACACUGGGUAAAGAUGAAAAGACAGUAUUUGAUAUUGGUGUGUUUUCUUGUCAAGGUGGUGCUAGUGCUAGUGAGGUGUUCUCAUUAAGUUUAAAGGAUGAGUUAAGAAGAGAGGAUGGGUGUAUGUCAACAGCCGGUAACAAUGGAGAUAAAAUCUCACUAACUAAAUGCAUUGAAGGAGAUAAAAACCAACAGUUUAAACAUGAUAAGCAAAAGAGUACAAUAGUUCAUGUAGGAAGUGGACGAUGUCUAGAUGUAGCAGAUGAAAAAUCAUCCGGUUAUGUUCGUGUCAGAGACUGCAAUAACUCAGAUUCUCAGAAAUGGAAUUUUGAACACUAUUUGUAGCACGAAAAUGGGCUUACUUAGAGAAUUAUUUUGUUAUAUACACUUCAUCAUGCAGAACGUGUUCUUUAUUUAUGCAACAUAAUUUAAUGUGUUUGAAGGCACAUAUUCACAGUGUUGUUUCUGCACAUAUUGAUAUAACAUUACCUUAGUGCAGUAAAGGGUUAAGUCCUUCUAAAUUAAUAGAAGUUAACCAGUUAUUGCACUAAGGUGAUAAAAAGUAUUGCUCAAAAGUUCUUGCCCUUUACUGUAUUUUAGGUAGUGGAGCUAGAAAAAUAAGAAUGUAAAAUGGCCAGAAUUACUGUACCAGAGGCUAUUGUCCUAGAACAUUUUUCCUGUAUUGUUAAUGGAAAGCAAAA
This is a messenger RNA of Ruditapes philippinarum (Manila clam), 1294 nucleotides long. Its product is annotated as probable N-acetylgalactosaminyltransferase 9. NCBI's taxonomy places the organism in Eukaryota, Metazoa, Mollusca, Bivalvia, Venerida, Veneridae. The coding region runs from base 132 to 938 and encodes 268 amino acids. Gene Ontology annotation, cellular component: Golgi apparatus. The record is from RefSeq and is a predicted model, not a curated record. The transcript is spliced from 7 exons.